AAGUCGACUCUUGAGACAYAAACAUCAGUCACUAAAUGGAUUCGUUUCCAGAGUUAAGAAACUAUUACUUAAGCGAAAUGAAUAGCGAUCUAACACUUGUGGUUGAAGGCCAUCGAUUGCCGGCUCAUCGGUUUGUUUUGGCCGCCAAGAGUCCAGUGUUUAAUGCCAUGUUUUACGGCGACCUAAUGGAAAGUACGGCCCGAGAAGUGGACAUUCGGGAGGCGCCGGUCGAUGCGUUCAGAGUUAUGCUCCGUUAUAUCUAUAGCGAACGUUUCGAGAUGGACAACGAUAAAGACUUUCAACAGGCAAUACAAGUGUUCAAACUUGGGCACAGGUAUCAAUUGCACCGACUGGUACAGUACAUCGAACAGUAUCUAAUUACUAUGCUAAAAAAGCAUAACUAUAUACGACUGAGCGACACCAUUACCAGUGCCUCCUAUGAUGACUUUCUCCGGAGUCGUCGAUUUGAUAAUAGUUUACUAUCAGUGAUCGAUAACAUCGCCACUAUCUAUGAGUUUGCUGUACUCUAUGAGCURACAGAACUGGUGAAUGCGUGCCAACGGUUUAUCGCCAAAAAUAGUAAACUGAUUGUCAAAAAGAAGUCCUAUUUGACCGAAAGUUUCGAUACCAUGGAGUCUAUACUCGGUCUGAUGCAAACCAAUCCGGCCGUUAUUGUACAGGCGCUACAAAAGAUACGUGACCAGCAUCCCGGUGCCGAUAUGAGCCAAUUUGAACGACUCGUUAAUUUUGAUACCUGUUCAGUUGAUGACAUCCAGAGUGUUCGUACGAUCCGAUUGUUCAGCGAUGACAAACUGUUUGAUGUACUCAUUGCUAAAUACAARACACUACAGUUAGAGAUGAACAAAGUGGUCAAAGAUAGGCGGGCGUGAUAAAGAUGACUGUCCAUUAUAUUUAAAAAUUUAGUAAUUUAAUUGUAAAUAUUUUUUCCUAAUUAUUUUUUUUUGUUAAUAAUGUGAUAAU
Molecule: messenger RNA, 981 nt
Organism: Oppia nitens
Lineage: Eukaryota; Metazoa; Arthropoda; Arachnida; Sarcoptiformes; Oppiidae
Product: BTB/POZ domain-containing protein 9-like
Exons: 1
Coding region: 36-890 (284 amino acids)
Biological process (GO): adult locomotory behavior; modulation of chemical synaptic transmission; circadian behavior
Molecular function (GO): protein binding
Source: RefSeq, a predicted model, not a curated record